GUCGUUAUGGGGAAAUAUAUGUCCUGUACAUACGAGUAGCAGUAGUGAUAGGGCACCUGCCGAUGGCCGGGCAUACCUGUAAUUAGCGAGGCCUUCACCUGCAGCACCUGGCAGCACGAGGAAGCUCCACAGCUGUGCGUGCCUAGUGCAGGUCGAGGACAUGUUGGGAUAUCAGUGAAGUGACGACAACUUAUCUGAGACGGUACCUGUGACUCCGGCUUGGUUUGCCUACCAUCACCACCACCACCAUCACCAUCACCACCUGGCUCCUGCACCUCCACCUGCAUCCUCCUCCCACUCCAUCCCCUUCACUCCCCCGCCCCUGAGUCCUCAGACCUGCCCUACAAACCCAGCCUUGCCAGCCUUGUCUGGAGAACUUGCCCUUGACUCCCUUGCUUUACGCUGGGCCGGGCGCCGGAAGGGGGAGGGGAGGCAGGCAGUAGGAGGGUAGGCCAUGUGCCGGAACCCCGCGGGAUGAGGCAGCCUGGUAUGACCUCAGUCCUCCUGGAUGCGAGGAGGCCCGCCUCCCUCAGGCGACCUCCUCAGAGGCCCAAUGCUGCAAAGCUACUCAAGGCCAAGACGGUGCCGCAAGUGGAAGAGGACAUAUUGAAUGGUUUGGGCGGCGCGGGCGGCAUGGAGGGCGCGGGUGGCAGGUCGGGAGGGGCGGCGGCGGGCGGCUCACGAGGCUCCUCCAGCAGCGGCUCAUCUGGCCCAGGAGGCAGCGGCGGCAGCGUGGGUGUUGCUAUGACGACGGCGGGAGUUCCCUUCUCUACCCAGACGCUGGCCGUGACCUCCACCCCUCGUUCCCUCUCCCUGGCCUCCAUCUCCUCCGAAGGCAGCACGGACAGCCACCUGGUGGAGAGGGAAGACAUCGUCGCCCUCACCACCGCCGUCAGGGCAUUCAAGGACGCCCUGGGCAAACUCAAGCGUAUCUUUCACCCUGAGCGAGACAAAUCGGAGACGCUGCGGGUGGCGGGGCACGAGCGUCUGGGGGAGGUGCUGAGGAUUUUGAGGACCAUCUUGGAGAAGUACAGUCCCAUCCAGCACAACGAACUGCUGGCUGCCGCUUCACAUCUCAUCUCCCACGUCAACGGUUAUGGCUACGAGGAUGACCACGCUGAUCCCACAGCCUUCCUGGAGGCGAUCGACCAGCUGGCCCUUGCCUUCUCCAGCAGGGUGUCGGAGUACCUCAUGGGGGACAUCGAUUCCUCCUCCGCCGUUCUCAACUGCUCCACCGCCUCCUCCAGAAACAAGUCGUACGAGAACCUGAUGAGCAGCGACGCAGAGAGCAGCGCUGGGGAGCCUCGGAGCAGCGGUGCGGUGGAGGCAGCGGAGACGAGCAGUGGCGUUCUUGACACGAGCCUCAAGGAACCCGAGGUGCUCACGCCACAGCAGAUAGAUGAACAGCUGCACCGCCAUGAACAGGGAGUGGAGCACGCCCUGUACCGAGCCAAGGUGUGGAGCAAGUACGCCAAGGAUGUGAUCGCCUACAUCGAGAAGCGCGCCCAGCUUGACCUGGACCACUGCCGCGCUCUCACCAAGCUGGCGCAUGUCACGCGGCCGGCACUCAAGGACGAGAGCUUCCUGCCGUUCCAGUCGAUCUACUGCACCGCGCUGGACCAGGACAUCGAAAACUGCGCCCAGCUCUCCCAGACCUCCACGCUGCUGCUCACACAGAAGUUUGUGGAGCCACUCACUGCACGGAGGAACGAGCAUGAUCGAGCCCGGAAGGUGAUCAAGGAGUCGUGGACCAAGGAGCUCAAGCGGGUGACGGAGGCCCUGAGCAACCUGAAGAAGGCGAAGAUGGGGUACGACCAGCGACAUCAGGAGCUGGGCCGGGCGAGGGAGGCAGCAGCACGGGGAGAGAACACUGAGGCGCAGGAUAAGCUCGAAAGAAAACGCGAUGAAGCUCUGCAGAAGGCGAAGGAGGCUGAGGCGUGGUACAAGACGUGCGUUCAUGAGGCCAACGAGCGACACGCCUCCUUGCUGCGCCUCAAGAGGGACGUGUUGGUGCAGCUACGGGACCUCAUCUUCCAGUGUGACCAGACGAUGAAGGCUGUCACCGUGGGAUACUUCCAGCUGCAGCACACUGUCGCCGCCCCCGCCCCCGUGCAGUUCCAGACACUCUGUGAAAGUUCCCGCCUUUACGAGCCGGGAUCUCAGUACAUGGAGUUUGUGAAGCGUCUCGGACCCUCACCAGGACCCGAGCAACCCGAGUCCCCUUUCACGUUUCAAUCUUACCGCCCCGGGGCCUCCAACCUGUCUCCCCACCACGACCCCGCCGCCAAUGGGGCCGUCCCUCCCCACGACGACCUGCAGGUGGGUCGUUUGCCAGGUCCCGGCGGCAGCGAUACAGACAGCGUGGGGUCCUCAGCCAAAAGUAUGGAAGGAUCCCCCACCGCCUCCCCGCUGCCCCCACCACGCCGCCCCCACACUGUGUCCUCUGGGGAUGAGCUGGAGACCGACCCUGACACCGACCCUCAUUACACGUACCCAUCGCUGCGGCAGGUGAUGAGCAAGGCGGCCAUCUCCCACUCCUUCAAGAAGCUCCUCACGCCGUCCCGCUGCCGAGAGUGUGAUUCCUACGUCUACUUCCACGGCUACGAGUGUGGUGAGUGCGGGUUGGGAUGCCACAAGAAAUGCCUGGAGACGCUGGCCAUCAAGUGCGGACACAAGCGGCUGCCUCGCAAGAUGACCACUUUUGGGGUUGACCUAGCACAGCACCUCACGGAAACCAAUACCACCGUGCCGCACCUGGUGGUCAAAUGCGUGGCCGAGAUUGAUGCGCGAGGAGGCAAGAUCAAGGGAAUCUACCGCGUGUCUGGAGUCAAGAGCCGCGUGGAGAAGCUGUGCCAGGCCUUUGAGAACGGAGCGCACCUGGUGGACUUAAGCGACCAGCACCCGAACGUCAUCGCCAACGUGCUUAAGCUUUACCUUCGCCAGCUGCCAGAACCUCUAUUGACCUUCAGGCUGUACCCGGACUUCAUCAGAAUCGCCAAGGAGUGCGGGACGGGGACGGGGGCAGAAGGUACCAGCCGCGCUGGGGAGGAGCUGCGGGAGCUGGUGGGACGCCUGCCUCGCCACCACCUGGCCUGCCUCGCCGUCCUCAUGCAUCAUCUGCACCGCGUCGCAACUCACUCCCAGCUCAACAACAUGCCGCCCUCCAACCUCGGCAUCGUGUUCGGGCCCACGUUGUUGCGGACGUCUGAGGGCUCUGCGUCGCUCAGCUCCCUGGUGGACACGGUGCACCAGACGCGGGCCAUCGAGCUGCUCAUCAUGUGUGUCAACGAGAUCUUCGGACACCAAGACCCACUGCAGGCUGCGUCAGGAGUUACCAGCAAGCGAGCCGGCGAGGACCAAUUCCGGCCAUCACAGAGCAAGCACGGCAGCGUCCCCGUCAGCAGCAGCAGCAGCAGUAGCAUGGUGUACACUGUGCCUAUCGCUGGCUACAGAAGGAGCACCACUGACUCAGAGGACGCCCACUCCACUUCCCACGCGUGUAAGGAAAGGAAGGACUCAGAUGUGCAAGAUGACGACUGGGAUUCAGAGAGCUGGGAGGAGAGCGCCUUUGAGGGAGUAGGGAGUGGUGUGGGUGGCGAUGCUUCCUCCGCGGCCCUCCCUACCACCACCACCACCACAACCAUGAGCAGCAGUAGCAGUAGCAUCGCCGCCGCCGCAGCUGCCGCCACCUGCCCUGUGCCCCCGCCAAGAGCGUCGCCAGCAGCCAGUCGCACCUCCGCCGGGCAGGCUAAGAUUUAUAAGACGUCUCUGAAGGACUACGUGGGGCUGGAGGGGGUGGCGCUGCACGUGUCCUCGGGCCUGCACACCGCCCAUGACGUGGUGCACCAGAAGCUCCGCAAGACUGUGAGCGACAUCUCCUCGUCUCUCAGGUCGUCCUCCCCCGCGGCGGCAGCAAUCACCACUAUCACCACCACCACCACGGCCGCAAUUGCCUCCCCCGCCGCCACCACCACCACCACCACCACCGUGCUUAUUCCGUCUCCAUCAACGCACGACAUGCAAAGGAGAGGCACUUUGGAGGAUGUGAAGAAAGUGGUGGUAGGAGUAGGAGUAACAGGAGGAGGAGGAGGAGGUCAACAGGAUGAGAGGAAGAGCAUGGAGUCCUCCCCUCGGAAACCCCUACAGCAGGAGGAGGUCACCAGGAGAAGACCACCCCAUUUGGAAGAGACUGGAAGGAGACCCACGAUAGAGGAGACCCCGAGGAAGAGCGAGGAGGGAGCAAGGAGAACCGAGCAGGAGGCGAGCAGGUCCCACCAGCAGACGCCCAGGCCGCAGGUGUACAAGAGUGAAUCAAAGGGCAGCGUAGGCGAAACGGAGCUGAAGGUCGAGGCGCGGAUGGGCGUGGCAGGCGGGGCAGAGCAGGUGGUGGUGCCUCCCCCGCGAAAGGUGAGUCCCCUGUUGGGUCAGCGCGCCGCCCUGGCCCAGCACAGCGGUACUGACUCCUCCCUUGACUCAGACCAUAGCUACGACCUGCACAUCCAGACCCACACGCCCGCGCCGCCCUCUGUGCCCACACACAGGCGCGCUGAGAUUGGGUACAGCGCCACCACACGUUCCUUCUCCACCUCCCGUGACGCGUCCCUCGACAACCUCACCUCCUCCGUCACCUCCUCAGAUUCCUCGUCGCAGGAGCUUGACUCGGCACACGCCACCGAGGACUCCCACAGUUCGGAGGCGCCAGACGACCCCCACGCCCUCAGCCACGCCCUCACCUAUUCCUCAGGUUGUGGCGGCAGCAGUGGGGGUGAGUCCGGGUAUGUGUCGCCGUACCUCGGGGCAGGACCGUCACCAGGGUCUUUGGUGGUCGGGCCCUCCGUGCUGGUGACUCGUGCCACCAUUGCACAGUACGACAAGCGGCGCACCAUCACCACCGUGCUGGCCCCGAGGACGUCUUUCGAUGAAAACCGCGUCAGAAUACAAGUUCCUCCCGCCCCUGCCGGUGGAGGUAGAACUCCUGGCACUAGUAGCCUCGUGACCGUGGGCGUGGAGGAGGGAGGAACAAUGUCCCUGUCUAACCCUCCAGCAUCCCCAAGGGUCACUGUGCAGGAUCCUCCCUCCCCGACCGCCAGACUCCUGCAGCCUCAGCCUCAAUCACCAGGAACCCCAGCAGUCUCCUCGCUGACCACCGUCAGGACGCCAGGCCCGCGCUCCCCUGCCGUCCAACCAGAACACCCUCGGCGGCCGUCCCCUAACAGGUCUCCCAGAUUUGUGUAGGUGGAUGCGUCUGCUUAGGAUCGGAGGUGGCUGCCCCAUUGAAUGAUCCUGUGCCAGGCCAGACGGUGGUGUUGUGGGAGAGCAAGCUACUAACCUGAUAGGUGAAUCUGGCCGUGGCAUGUCAGACAGUGCACCAUUCAUCUCAGUGUGGUCACUAGGGGCCUGUAAGACUCGCCCUGCAGUACCAUGCACCACGCACGCCACUGUUCAGAUGGUGCGUUUCCUACACUGAAUUGUCUUGGAGGCGCAGCGGUGUUGCUGUACAGAGGUGCUGCAGCUGCCUCAAAUCAAUGAUGAGUCACCUGAGAAUUUUGUCAAGAGUGAUUGUAAUAGAGUGAAUCUUGAGAAUGCACGGCGUUCAAAGGUCACAGUGACGCUGGAGUGCCACUGGGCUGCCAUCGCACCGCACUAAUUUUUGUAUGAUGAAAACUGACCAAAUAACACGAACAACUGUAUAUACUCAUACAUGUGUACCGACCUUUGUGCAGGCAGAUGUCUAGGCGCAGCUGAACUGUGUGCGUGCCGAGCACAGGUGAAAACCGUGUAUAUAUAGACCAGAGUUGUGUACAUGUAAGUGUUGUAAAGCUUAAGUGGUGUGUGCGUGUGUGCAAAUGUGUAAUGUGUGUGUGUGUGUGUGUGUGUGUGUGUAUGGCUAGGAGAUGGCAUCUCCGCUAUUUGCGUCAGUCCUCUCUCGGCGGGGCCCUGGGGAGUGUGGCGGCAGUAGUGCAGUGAGUGGCGGCUGCUGAGAGUCAGCAGCGAGAGGAGAAGCCCCGCGCUGUGUCGGCUGAGGUGAGUGAAGGACGCACCUACAAUGUCCACUUUGUAUAUAUGAUGAAGUAAAUGUGUUAUUACGUA
Messenger RNA from Portunus trituberculatus (swimming crab), 6090 nucleotides. RefSeq names its product rho GTPase-activating protein 45-like. The coding region runs from base 475 to 5235 and encodes 1586 amino acids. Gene Ontology annotation, molecular function: GTPase activator activity. NCBI's taxonomy places the organism in Eukaryota, Metazoa, Arthropoda, Malacostraca, Decapoda, Portunidae. The record is from RefSeq and is a predicted model, not a curated record. The transcript has 25 exons. Gene Ontology annotation, biological process: signal transduction; activation of GTPase activity.